Molecule: messenger RNA, 1057 nt
Organism: Eucalyptus grandis
Lineage: Eukaryota; Viridiplantae; Streptophyta; Magnoliopsida; Myrtales; Myrtaceae
Product: very-long-chain (3R)-3-hydroxyacyl-CoA dehydratase 2
Exons: 9
Coding region: 9-755 (248 amino acids)
Biological process (GO): very long-chain fatty acid biosynthetic process; sphingolipid biosynthetic process; fatty acid elongation
Cellular component (GO): endoplasmic reticulum membrane
Molecular function (GO): 3-hydroxyacyl-CoA dehydratase activity
Source: RefSeq, a predicted model, not a curated record
GAACGGACAUGGAGGAUAGCGCGCGAAGGGGAAAAUACCGAACGGUGGAGGAAAGCGUGAGCAGAAGAAGCAUGGCGGCCGAGCGCCGCAAUUCCCGAACGUCUCGGCUGUCGAAUCUCUACCUCUUCGCUUACAACUCCCUUCAAGCCUUCGGAUGGUCGGUUUCCCUUUUCCGGAUUCUGAGGAGCGUGGUCAUCACCAAGUCCGUCGACGGCGCUUACGCCGCUGCUGGAGAGCUCAUCUGUCUGCUUCAGGCUGCUGCGUUCCUUGAAGUCCUCCACGGAGCAUUAGGAAUUGUUCCGAGCGGGGUGCUGUUUCCUCUGAUGCAAUGGGCUGGAAGAACACAUUUUCUGCUGGCAAUUGUUCGUCGAAUCAGUGAGAUCCAAGAAUCACCAUCAGUUUUCAUAACCUUCAUUGCCUGGUGUCUAAGUGAUGUGAUCAGGUACCUCCAUUAUGCUUUGAAUUGCUUGAAAUGUUGUCCACCUUGGAUUACCUAUCUCAGGUACACUACAUUUAUUGUGCUCUAUCCAUUAGGAAUUGCUCCUGGUGAAAUCUGGCUCAUGUUCCAGGCUCUUCCUUUCAUUAAGAAGACUGGCCUCUAUGCGGGCUUCUUUUCCAGCAUUCCCUUCAAUUAUUAUGAUUUCGUCCGGGUUCUUCUUCUUUUCUACCCGUUCCUAUGGUUCAAGCUUUAUCUGCAUUUGUUUAAGCAAAGGCGGUCAAAACUGGGGAAGCGUCAUGAGAAGAAAAAGAACUGAAGCUAAUUCCUCCUUCCGACACCCGCUAGUUGUAAAUCCUUACUUUUGGCUAUGCGAGCUAAGCCAUUCGUUGUCCUCAAGAAUCCCAUUUGUCACUGUGGCCUAUUUGAUCACCCUUCCUAACUGUGGGGGUUUAUUAUUAUGUGUGCACAAUUUUGUAUAGUUUCUUCUUUAGGGAAACUCAAAUGCCUGUAUUUCUCCUGAAUCAGGUAUGAAGCAGACACACUGAUAUAACUAUAACACAUGAUUUAUCUGAAGGUUUGUGUUGUAGCAAUUAAUAUAUUUCCUGCUUUCUUGAAGAA